GCCAUCCAUGCUGCAUUAAUUCAGUGUCCGAUUUCCGUUUUCUUACAAGGUCUCAGCUGUGAGGCAGCCCCGCCCUGAUAACUCACUUUAUGGCCUAGUGACUUCCCAAAAGUCAGUGUGAAGGCUCUGUCAUGGCAGAGCGCGCGGACUCCGGUGCGCUCUACGCGGCAAAGAGGAAGCAAGCGGCCCGGAGGAAGAGCCGACAGGGUCGGCACAGGACCACCGGAAACCGGGUGCGCCUUGAGAAAGUUCUUGGGAUCAGCACAGUCAGCAGCAGUGGCUUGACCUCUGACCCAAACUCUGGGCUGGUUGCCUAUCCCGCAGGGUGUGUGGUCGUGUUGCUCCACCCGCAGACCAACAAACAAAGUCACAUUAUCAACACGUCCAGAAAGCCUUUCAGUGCGCUGGCGUUUUCUCACGAUGGCAAACAUCUGGUCACUGGCGAGAGCGGUCACAUGCCCUGCGUGCGUGUGUGGGAGGUCGGCGGAGGUCAAGUUGCUGAAGUUCAGAAUCAUAAAUAUGGAGUUUCCUGUGUGGCCUUUUCCACCAGCAGCUGUUACAUCGUCUCCGUGGGAUACCAGCAUGACAUGAAUGUGUGUGUGUGGGACUGGCGGAAGGGGUCAAUCAUUGCCUCUAAUAAAGUGUCCAGCAGAGUGUCGGCCAUCUCUUUCUCCCAGGAUAACAGCUACUUUGUCACCGCUGGCCACAGACAUGUCAAAUUUUGGUACUUGAACGCCUCCAAGGAGCAGCAGGUCAACAGCACAGUUCCCCUUAUUGGUCGGUCAGGGUUGCUGGGCGACCAUAACAAGUGUGUCUUCAGUGGAGUGGCGUGUGGGCGUGGCCGCAUGGCAUCCAACACCUAUUGCAUCACCAGCUCUGCCUUGCUUUGUCAUUUCAAUGCCAGCCGGCAGCUUGAAGCCUGGGUUGACCUCGAGACGACGUCGGCAAGCUGCCUGGUGCUGACCGAGGACUUGAUUUUCUGUGGUUGUUCCGGUGGUAUAAUCCGAGCGUUCUCAUCUUCAAACCUCCACUACAUCACUACCCUCCCUCGACCUCACCGCCAGGGGGUGGAGCUUAUGCAGCCCAGCCCUUCAAGUUCCAAACCUGCAGCCCACUAUCCUGACACCGUGGCUCUGACGUAUGACGCCACGUCCGGACACCUGAGCUGCGUGUACAGUGACCACAGCGUUUAUGUUUGGGAUGUUGCAGACGUGAGGAACGUGAAGAAACUGUACUCCGCUCUGUAUCACAGCAGCUGUGUUUGGGACCUCCAGGUGUAUCCACAGCUGCCAGAUCCCUCUCUGGCUUGUCUGCCUCCUUCGUCCUUCCUCACCUGCUCAUCCGACAACACCAUCAGGCUGUGGCAUGCUGACUCCGCCCCCCGACACAACAACCUCUACAGCAAAGACCUGCUGAGGAUUUUACAUGUGGGGGGCGGCGCGCAGCACCUCCAGGGGGAUGGGGACAAGUCGGAGGCAGCAGGUGCUGAUGGAAAGCCUGGGAUCAGAGUCCUAGGGAUCAGUCCCGAUGGACGACACCUGGCGACUGGAGACCGCGGUGGAAACCUACGGAUCUUUGAUUUGGAGUUUCUGGAUGAGCUGGUCAAGAUUGAGGCGCACGACUCUGAGGUCUUGUCUCUGGAGUUCUCUCCCACUUCCGCAGGUGUGAAGCUGCUCGCGACCGCCAGCAGAGACCGACUCAUUCACGUCUUUGACGUGGAGAAGGACUACAGUCUGGUACAGACGCUCAACGAUCACUCCGCCUCCAUCAUCGCCCUCAAGUUUGCAGGUGAAAGUCCAGAGGUGCGGAUGGUGAGCUGUGGAGCCGAUAAGAGCAUCUACUUCCAGACAGCUGAGCGGAUGGCAGAGGAGGACGUCUCCUUCUGCAGGGCACAUCACGUGGUGGAAAAGGUAGCACUGCACGACAUGGACUUGGACUCUUCAAGGACACACGUCGCUAUUGCCUGUCAGGACAGAAAUGUCCGGGUGUACAACGUGGAGACAGGAAAGCUAAAGAAAUGUCUGAAAGGAUCAACGAGUGACGAAGGAGCUUUGCUGAAGCUCCACUUGGAUCCAUCAGGCUCAUUCCUCGCCACCAGCUCCUCUGACAAAAACAUCUCCAUCUUGGACUACAAGUCAGGAGAGUGCGUUGCCACCUUGUUUGGACAUUCAGAGGUUGUGACGUGUAUGAAAUUCAGUCAAGACUGCAGACACCUCAUCACCGUGGCCAGGGACAGUUGCGUGUUUGUGUGGCGGCUAGACUCCCACAUGACCAGCACCAUGAGAAGCAGACGGGCCCCGUUGGCGACAAAGGCCCCCAGCAGCAUCAGGAGGGAAACCUUCAUCACUACACCGUCCUGCUUGCUAGCUCACGUAGAGGAGGAGCGGGCAAAGCUCCAGACACCAGCCAGACGCAGCCCCGAAGGACCUCCGCCACUGCAAUCCAACGGCAAGCUGCCCUUGUGGUUCCGAAAACUGCAAGGUCAGACUGCUGGCUGCCUCCAAGCCCAACCACAUCCAGAACAUCAAGUGCGGAAUCGCUGGCUGGAAGGAAUGGACCCUUCGACCAUCUGCUUGAACUUCUCUACCAGUCCCAGCAGGAGCCCGCAGGAGGAAGGGGAGGUGGAAGAGGAGGUGGAAGAGGAGGCUGAGAUUGCAGGUGGUGACUGGACCUGCUCCUCGUCCACCACUGACAGGGAUUUUGAUGUCCAGCAUGUGUCUUCUUUGAGCUUGUCAAAGAGCGGAGAAGAAGGGGUGGAGCCAGGUUGGACCAGUCAGCUGAGCCCGGACUCUGCCUGCUUUGAGGGGUCAGGAGGCAGUUUUGAGCCGCAGCACGACACCGCAGACAUGGACUCUCUGAGUCAGGCCAGUUCAGGCCCGGAUGAGGACGAGGACGAGGACCAAAGUUCUGCUCCAACUGAAGAAAAGUUUGACACUGAUCUGCGCGCCAUGAAGCCGGCUGAGGACAGAUUCUUUUUGAACCCGCGCCUCAGCAUCUCCACACGCUUCCUGUCCCGCUUUCAGCACCGCCUCGGGGGGGUGCCGAGCAAAGCCGCAACCACCGUCACCAUUCCGAGCAUGAUAUCAGAGGACGUCGGCAACACAACGGUGAAUUCCGAGUCGCUCUGCGCCGCUGCGACGUCUGAUCUGACAGCGAAAGAAGGAAACAGCGUGACAUCUAACAGAUCCAUCAUCCGACGGAGACGCUCCUCCUCCAUGAUCUCCCGUUUGCAUCGCCAUCAGCCACCACGCAGACGACGCACUGUGGUGGUCUUCCAAUGCAGUCAGUAUGCCACCUCCAGGACACUGGACACUGUCCAGCAGGGAUUGCCACACCUCGGCUACCUGGGAACCACGGCCAGCUCCAGAGCCAAGGCCAGUCAGGACCCACCCGUCGGUCCGGCCCGAGAGGAGGACAAGGAGCAAGUCUUGACUUGUGACCUCCAGACCAUCAGACAUGAUCCGCAUAUGGACCAGAGCAGCAGCGAGACGUCAGUGUUGUCCCAGACACCUGCUGGAAACCCUCAGCUGAUGGCCAUACCCUCUGAGGUGGUGAUGUCACCACUCAGUAGCAUGGACGACACUCUGACCAAUCACAUCCUCGGUUCCAGCCUGAGUGACAUCACCACCAAAGUGUCUUCAGAUGAGGAGACACAGGAAGAAGUUGUAGGAGAAGCACCACGCAUGCCGACAGCCGAGUCGUGUUCUGUCGCCUCGGCUCCAUCAGAAAGUCCCGCCCCCUCUCAGACAGGCCCUGCAUAUGGUGUGGAGCGUGUGAGCUUGUCGCAGUGCGAGCAGGUCGCUGAUGAGCUGAGACGGACGACGAGACAAGCCAUGGACAUGUUCAAUCACCUUGCUGCGACGACGUGUGGCGGCGAGCAGAUGGAGGCCAUCUUAUGGGAAGCGUUUGAGCUGGUUGAGUCGGAACUCAAGGCGUUGAUGCACGCGAGGCAACGGCGCACUCUGUGGCAAUCUGGAAGAUGAUGGAACCGAAUGCUGACUUGUUUUUUUUAUGUUUAAAGUGUAAAAUAAAAUUUUCAGAUAUUUCAAG
Doryrhamphus excisus (bluestripe pipefish) is the source of this 4050-nucleotide messenger RNA. Lineage: Eukaryota; Metazoa; Chordata; Actinopteri; Syngnathiformes; Syngnathidae. The record is from RefSeq and is a predicted model, not a curated record.